Molecule: messenger RNA, 1716 nt
Organism: Dicrocoelium dendriticum
Lineage: Eukaryota; Metazoa; Platyhelminthes; Trematoda; Plagiorchiida; Dicrocoeliidae
Source: the annotation of a GenBank genome assembly
UAUGAGUUGCAGCGUAGCAGCCUACGAGUUAGUCAUUUAAGGGUGAUCACACAGCUGUGGUCAGGUAUGAAAUGCUUAAUGACGUGUGAGUGUUGUUCGGGAUCACCUAUCCACAGCGUCCGCAGCAAAAGAACCGUCAAAUACUCCUUGUUAGCUGUUGUACUAUGCGGAUAUGCUGUGUCAUACUACGUCUUCCCGUAUGCAUCUCAAGCGUACCGAAAGUCGCUUAUAAGUGAACUGGAAGAUAAUCUGACGGGCGUGUGCCAUCAAAUGCUAUCCACUCGCUUGGGUAAUGCUCAGGUUAGACUUCUAGCGACAAAGAAUGUGACAAGAAUGGUACCAGGAUUCCUGAACAGUAGCUCAAACUGCCGUGCAUUUAAAUGGAUCAACGCAUUUCAGACACAGACGAGCUCAGAAGAAUGGAAUUUUGGACUCGCCUUCUCCAUUGCAGUGUACAAGGAGCCUUCACAAGUGGCCAGGUUACUGAGGGCCAUCUACCGACCAAGCAAUGUUUACUGCAUCCACAUAGACGCCAAAUCCACGGCAACAUUUGUUGCAGACAUGGAAGGAUUGGCCACAUGUUUCGGAUCUAAUGUGCUGAUUGUGCCUCAAUCUAUGAGAACUAGGAUGAAUUGGGGUGAUCUGACAACUGUGGAGGCACUGUUGGUCUGCUCCCAAAUGCUGCUGUUGAACACAUCAAUUCAGUGGAGGUAUCUGCUAUCUGUUAGUGGUACCGAAUUUCCACUGCGGACAAAUAUGGAGCUAGUGCGAUUAUUGAAAGCAAUUCAUGGCUCAAAUCUCAUUGACGGAGUGAACGAUGGUCCUUGGAAGAACCGGAUUCCACGCAAAUCAUUAUCAUUUGAGGUACAGUGGUAUAAAGGAUAUUUUUACUCAGCAUUGACCCGAGAGUUCGUUCAAUACAUACACACCAAUAGAAAUGCCUCGGAAAUUCUGCAGGCCCUUCGUUCCGAAGGUCGCAAAGUUCUAUGCCAGGAUGAGCUAUUUCUGCCGACAUUACACUACAACCAAGCAUUACGUGCUCCUGGUGGCUGCAGCUGGACAAUGAAUGAUACAAAUCCAACGCGAACACAAGUGAUUAGAUUUACGAAAUGGACUGGUAAGGCUUCGGAAUGUCACAGUGGACGCUCAGUUCGCAACGUGUGUAUCAUGGGAAUUAACGAUCUAUUCACUCUUACGACAGCAAAGCAUAUGUUUGUCAAUAAAUUUCAUUACGACUUCCAAUCCAUCGCAUACGACUGUCUGGAACAUUGGCUGUUCAUGAAAGUUAAGAAUGAAUUGGAGUCUGGUGACGUCGCGCAGACCUUCAACGUCACAUUUUAUGCUAAUCUGCAAUGCUCCAGAGACCAUUGGUGAGGCCGAAAUAUCACUGCUUUUCGAAAAUGCCAAAUACUACAUCUAUCUGUUUGGUUAUCUUUGUGCAAUGGUUACAUGCAGAUUCAUGCAGCGAGUUCCAGCUGCCUUCGGCGACAGCUCAAUUCCCUCCCAACUGUAUCCACAUGUAUUGCACAGCAAAGGGUCUCGUAUCUGUGCGGUCUACAACAACACGUAGUUCCAAUCUACAAAUAAGCCCCACUGUGUUGUAACCAUAUAAGAAUGCAAUCUGUCAGUGUAUUCCACCCAGAUUUACUCUCUAAAUCAAUAACCUCAAGUAUUCUCACGUUGAUUGUGCAACCAAUCAGAAUCCGUUAAAACUUG